Cuscuta epithymum is the source of this 1251-nucleotide messenger RNA. The record is from the annotation of a GenBank genome assembly. Lineage: Eukaryota; Viridiplantae; Streptophyta; Magnoliopsida; Solanales; Convolvulaceae.
AAAGAAUUAUACAACUUGGUCAAAACUCACAUGAUUCAUGGUCCAUGCGGUUUAGCGAAUCCUUCAUCGCCGUGCAUGCAGGACAGAAAGUGCAACAAGUAUUAUCCUAAGCAAUUCCAGGAAUCAACGACGCUUGACGAAGAUGGUUAUCCUAUUUAUAGGAGAAGAGCCAAUGGAAGGAAAAUUGAAAAAUCUGAUACUAUCUUUGACAAUCGUCAUGUUGUGCCUUAUAAUCCAAAAUUGUUGUUAAAGUACCAAGCGCAUAUCAACAUGGAAUGGUGUAAUCAAAGCACUUCGAUCAAAUACUUAUUCAAGUAUAUCAACAAAGGAUAUGACCGGAUUACAGCCGUUAUUGUUCCAACACACGAUGAUGUGUCGCCCCAAAAUGAGAAUAUUGAUGAGAUCAAGCAAUAUCUUGAUUGCAGGUAUGUCUCACCAUGUGAGGCCUGUUGGAGGAUUUUUUCUUUUCCUAUUCAUGGUAGAUCUCCAGCCGUCGAAAGACUUUUUUUUCACCUACCCAAUGAGCAAUCCGUGUUCUUCAGUGACAACGAUAACCUUGAGUCUGUGCUAACAAGAAAAACUGUUAAAGAAUCAAUGUUUACAUCUUGGAUGCAAGCAAACAAAAUCUAUCCAGAAGGAAAAGACUUAACCUAUGCAAAGUUCGUUUCAAGAUUUGUGUAUGUAGCUAGCAAGAGGUGUUGGAAGCCACGAACGAAGGGUUACACUAUUGGUAGACUCAUCUGGGUACCUCCAACAACAGGUGAACUAUUCUAUUUAAGAAUGAUGCUCACUGUAACAAAAGGGCCACAUUGUUAUGAGGAUAUUAGGACGGUUGCCAACAUUCAAUAUCCGACCUUUAGAGAAGCGUGUUUUGCGGCGGGAUUACUUGGGGAUGAUAAAGAAUAUAUUGGAGCAUUAAAAGAAGUUAAGGACUGGGCAUCAGGGCACUACUUGAGAAAAUUGUUUGUAACUCUGCUCUUAUCAUGUCCCGUCAGCAGACCUGAGCAUGUAUGGGAACAAACUUGGCAGUGGUUGGCUGAUGGAAUUUUGUAUGAACAACGAAGGCUCUCGAAAAUCCAAGAUUUACAACUUAGUGAUCAAGAGUUGCAAAAUUUAACUCUUGUGGAGAUCGAGAAGUUGAUGCAGAAAAAGAGAAAAAGUCUAAAAGAUUAUCCCUCAAUACCGUAUCCAAAUGGAUAUAUCACGGAACAACUAGGGAAUAGGCUUAUUUAUGCAGAACGUGAUUAUGAU